AUGAAUUUAGUGCUCUCCAGAUUCUUGGCAUACCUUCACGUCGGGCUCCAGGUCGCGCUCCAGAUGUUUAUUUACCCUUGUCAUCUGCAUCCCCAGCCCUGUCACAUCCUGGCACGCAUUGGGCACACAGUGCGCUUGGGUGCGCUCCUGCCGACCCGCCAGCAGUCCAGGAUACAGGGCGCCCUCAACCGCGCCCUGGUCCACCUCCGGCAAAGUGGGAACAACUUCUUGCCGUACAAUCUGAGCUUGGAAGUAUUGUCCCGAGAGCCGCUCAAUGGAGACCCGGAGUCCAUGUUCAGGUGUGUGUGUCAGGAUAUCGUUGUUCAGGGAGUCUCGGCUGUGCUUGCGUUCCCUCAGAACCACGAGGAGCUCAUACAAGUGGAGUUCAUGUCCUCGUUUUUGGAAAUACCUUUCAUCAGCAUCAUUGAACAGGGCGAACCUCUUAAGACACAGAACCGCUUCCAUUUACAGAUGAUGACACAUACGCCCCCUUCAGGACUAUCGGAGCUGCUGUUGGCAGUGUUGCUAAAGGGAGGCUGGCAGGGUGGAGCGGCCAUUCUUUGUCUGGGAGGUGGGAACACGGAAAUGCUGGAAGAGCUUGAAGAGCGCGGCCAUCUGGGCUUGAAUGGAGCCCACUGGCACCUGUGGGAGACCCUAAACCUGUCCAGACUGGAGGAAAACUUGAGCGAGGACAAGGUGAUGGAGCUCCUCUCGCAGCUCCUCGGCAGGACUCCUUCUGCUCCGGCGUCUUCUGUGGUGCUUUUCGGCUCCGACCCUGAAUGUACAGCCAGAGUGCUGCACAGCGCCCACCAGUUGAGCAUUGCGUUGCCCCCCGUGCAUUGGAUCAUGGGAUAUCCACUUAGUCUGGAUUCUCUACACUCCAUUGGCUCUCCCCUGGGUCUUCUGGCUUAUGGGGAAGUGAAUCGCAAACCUCUGAACUUCUACAUUAGAGAUACCCUGCAGCUCAUUGGCAGGGCUGUAUAUGCUGCGACCAUGGUGAGACCAGACCUGGCUCUCAUCCAGAACAUGGUGAACUGCUUCGACAAGCCCAAUAAACAUGAGUUGCCCUCCUCUGGACAAUACCUUGCCAGGUUCUUGUCGAACACUUCUUUCAUGGGGCUGACAGGCCCGGUGCGAGUGCAGCGCUCCCUCUCCAGGGUCCUUACCUCCCAGCGCUUCCACAUAUGGAGUCUACAGCGAGACCCUCUGGGCCAGCCAAGUUGGGUGACCAUGGCAAGCUGGCAGUCAGGCCGUCUGGAAUUGGAAGAACAGGGCCUGUGGCCAGGCAUGGCCCAACACCACCGGGAGGACGGCCCAGAGAUCAGGCCCAGCGGCCGCUGGCAAGCAGGACUCCCAGUGGUGGGGAGCAGAUUGCGGGUCGUGACAUUGGUCGAGCAUCCAUUUGUGUUCACACGGGAGGUGGAUGAGGAGGGCCAAUGUCCGGCCGGUCAACUGUGCCUUGACCCUCAAACCAACAGCUCAGAAGUCCUCAACCAGCUGUUCAGAGAGCUGGAGCAAACCAACAGCAGUUCAUUGCCAAAUGACAUGCGGAAAUGCUGCUAUGGAUACUGCAUCGACCUGCUGGAGAAGUUAGGUGAGGACAUGCACUUCCAGUUUGACCUUUACAUCGUAGGCGAUGGAAAGUACGGGGCAUGGAAAGGAGGAAGAUGGACUGGGUUGGUGGGCGACCUGCUCAGUGGCAGGGCGGAUAUGGCCGUCACCAGCUUUAGCAUCAACUCUGCUCGAAGCCGAGUGAUAGACUUCACCAGCCCCUUUUUCUCCACCAGUCUGGGGAUCUUGGUGCGCAGCAAGGACACGGCUGCACCCAUCGGUGCCUUCAUGUGGCCGCUUCACUGGUCCAUGUGGGUGGGCAUCUUUGUGGCACUGCAUAUCACUGCUCUUUUCAUCACCCUUUACGAAUGGAACAGUCCGUUUGGCAUGACUCCGCACGGACGCAACCGCAUCAGGGUCUUUUCUUAUUCGUCUGCCCUGAACCUCUGCUACGCCAUCCUGUUUGGCCGGACCGUUGCCAGUAAAACUCCGAAGUGCUGGACGGGCCGCUUCCUCAUGAACCUUUGGGCCAUAUUUUGCCUGCUGGUUCUGUCCAGUUACACAGCCAACCUAGCAGCUGUCAUGGUGGGGGAGAAGACCUUUGAGGAGGUGUCAGGGAUUCAUGAUGUCAAGCUCCAUCACCCGUCUCUGGGGUUUCGCUUCGGCACAGUUCGAGAGAGCAGUGCUGAGGACUAUGUGAAAAAGAGCUUUCCUGAGAUGCACGAGUACAUGAGGCGCUUCAACAAGCCCACCACUCCGGAUGGAGUCUCUACACUCAAAAAUCCUUCUGUUCCAUUCACAGGAGACACCUUGCAUGGUUAUGGGAUCGGGCUGCCCCAGAACUCCCCUCUCACUCGCAAUGUGUCUGAAUAUGUCAGCCGCUACAAGUCUGAAGGUUACAUGGACAUACUGCACGACAAGUGGUAUAAAGUGGUUCCCUGUGGAAAGAGGGUUUUUGCUGUGACAGAGACUCUGCAGAUGGGUAUCCAGCAUUUCUCGGGGCUGUUCGUGCUGUUGUGUGUGGGGGUGGCAGGUGCUUUACUCACUCUGCUGGGAGAGCACACUUUCUUCAGAUUCAUCCUGCCUCACCUGCGCCACCAGCAGAGAUUCAAAUACUGGCUCCACACCAGUCAGAAAAUCCACCGUGCAUUAAAUAUGGGUUGUGAUGAUGAGAGGAAAUCAGAGUUUGAGAGUAGUGACAGAUGUCCCACCUUGUGCCUGUCAGAGAACUGUAAUCUCCACCGCCUGCCACCCUCCACUUCUUCUCCUCCGCCUCCCACCUCCUCGACUUCCCCUUCCACUUCUACAACCAAGUGGAACAAUCAGAGCGCCAAGGUCGGUCGAGAGGCCAAAGAGCAUAACAAGCGUGUCCACUUCAACUUGGAGACUCUCAACAGCUACCAACUCCAAGCUCUGCCCACUGGGCCAGAAAGGGGCAGGCGGGGGUUGGUGGGAAGUCCGCCCACCCAGUUGUGUUCCAACGGCGGUCCUAAUCUCAGUCUGAGCCUGGUUCUCUCACCCCCGGCCUGUUCUGGACUCUCAACACCAUGGGAAGAGGAGCUGCGGGAGCUUCAAGGGAGGAUCGAGGAGUUUCGAGGCCAGCUCAGAGCCGCCCUGGCCAGGCGAGCCGAGCUCCAGCGGACCCUGGCCAGACAACAGCUCGGUCAAUCUCAAAUAAACUCAGCAUCUAAUCUCACCACCACAACUACCACCACCAACACCCUGACCAAAGACAUCAACAAGGGGAGGUGAUGUUUGGUACGUGGCAGGAGACUCACAAAGGCAGUGGGUAUGAGGGGAUAAGGGACAUCCUCUCAUCUGAGAAGUCACACCACGCUGUUUUCUGCCUUCUCCUUUCUCAAUGACUGCUGGAGUGCUGUAGUGAUGGAUGAAACACUCUGUGAUGGAGAUUCAUCUUGUAAUCCUGCAGUCUGGCUGGCUUCCAGCUCCAGAGAGAAAGCAUUU
Messenger RNA from Sinocyclocheilus grahami, 3516 nucleotides. It is a transcript of the gene grin3ba, whose product is annotated as glutamate receptor, ionotropic, N-methyl-D-aspartate 3Ba. Gene Ontology annotation, cellular component: membrane. Gene Ontology annotation, molecular function: ligand-gated monoatomic ion channel activity; signaling receptor activity. The coding region runs from base 1 to 3303 and encodes 1100 amino acids. The transcript has 9 exons. NCBI's taxonomy places the organism in Eukaryota, Metazoa, Chordata, Actinopteri, Cypriniformes, Cyprinidae. Gene Ontology annotation, biological process: monoatomic ion transport. The record is from RefSeq and is a predicted model, not a curated record.